This is a messenger RNA of Sardina pilchardus (European sardine), 1348 nucleotides long. Its product is annotated as peptidase inhibitor 16. Lineage: Eukaryota; Metazoa; Chordata; Actinopteri; Clupeiformes; Clupeidae. The coding region runs from base 255 to 1289 and encodes 344 amino acids. The transcript has 6 exons. Gene Ontology annotation, cellular component: extracellular region. The record is from RefSeq and is a predicted model, not a curated record.
AAAAGCCCCAGUGUAGCGGAGACAGGCAAUAUCACAUUCAUACUGUACACCCACACCCACCCAUACUCACUCACACACACACACACACACACAUUCUCUGGUUACCAUCUAAAACAGCCUCUCUCUCACACUCACACACACACACACACACACACACACACACUCAGAGGCACUGAAGCAGCUGAGAUCUGACGGAGUGUGUAUUUGCACCUGAGUCUGCCCAGGGGUCUGUGUGUGUCUGUCUACGGGAAGAGAUGUUUUGUGCGAGUGUGUGUGCGUGUGUGUGUGUUCUGCUGGCCGUGAGCAGUGGUCAGCUUCCUGAGGACCACUACCAGGUUAUCGUGGAUCAGCACAACCUCCGCCGGACACAAGUCGAGCCCAGCGCCGCCUACAUGAGGACUAUGAGCUGGGAUGAGCGACUGAGGAUCGUGGCGGAGGGCUAUGCAGCGAAGUGUCGGUGGGACCACAACCCUGACCUGGAGGACCUGGGAGAGAACUUGUACAUCACCAACGGCCCCUUGGACCCGGCAGAGGCCAUCGAGAAAUGGUUCAAUGAGCUCGAGCACUACAACUACACCAGCAAUGAGUGUGCAGAGGGAGAAAUGUGCGGCCACUACACACAGGUGGUAUGGGCAGACAGCUAUAAGGUGGGGUGUGCGGCCCAUCUGUGUGUGGAGAUCGAGGGCCUGCCCUUUGGAAACGCCACCAUCCUCGUCUGUAACUACUACCCUGCGGGGAACUAUGAGGGGGAGAAGCCGUACGAUGAGGGAGACGUGUGCUCCAAGUGUCCUGAAGACAUGCCGCGCUGCAUGGACACGCUCUGUGGCCCCGAGGAGCAGGAGCUGCCCUCUGAGGAGCCCGACCUGACGGAGAGCUGGGCCACACACUUGACCCCCUCCCCCGACGCUCCCGGAACUGCCCCCCCACUGCCCCCGCACGCCACCCCAGCGGACAACGGCCCCCCGGAGCUCAUCCCCAGCUCCAGCUCCAGCCCCGGCGCUGCAGGAGAGGGGGCCGCAGGUCAGGAGGAGGCCGGGCCGGAGGGCACGUCUGUGGGGCAGGAGGGGGCCGGGGGCAGCCCCGGGCUGGAGGAGAUCGGCCGCAGCCUGGACGAGGCGCUGAUGACCCUGGAGGUGCUGCUGGACACCCAGACGUCCAGGAGCCGCGUGAUGGUGAAGUCCCGCGACAACAAGAGCGACAACAAGGCCGUGCAGGCCAGCGGGGCGGAGCAGGGGGCGUGGUCAGGGACGCUGCUUCUGAUUGGUCUGGCUCUGUGCCUGGUAGCUUAAGAGCGCUGGGAUUUGAUUGGAUGUGAUGGUACCACAGGACAGGAUGUGGAAGGGGCAGG